Molecule: messenger RNA, 828 nt
Organism: Megachile rotundata (alfalfa leafcutting bee)
Lineage: Eukaryota; Metazoa; Arthropoda; Insecta; Hymenoptera; Megachilidae
Source: RefSeq, a predicted model, not a curated record
UAUUUAGAGAAAGUGACUACGGGGAUGAGACUAUUUCUCAGCAUAUUGCUUCUCUUCAUUUUAACGUCGAAUACAACAGCUUUUGGCAGAAGAAAAUCUUCCAAAUGCGGAGUGGAUUGCGUGUCUACUUCUUCUAACCGUGAUCAGAAUAAAACAUCUGAUUACUAUUACGACUGCGAUCCCAAGCUCGGAAUUGUCCAGAAGAUACCCUAUUUGCGAUCUUGCUCUACGUGCAACGCCAUCGAGAUUGACUUCUCGUCCGCCUGUAUAAGAUGUGGCAUGUGUCUCGCCAUUUCUGACAAGAUAAAUCAAACGUUGAUGGAUGUCCAAGAAAUGUUACCCGAUGGAUGUCUGAACGAUACGGAAAUUGAAUUACUUUUGAGAACCAUCUGUGACCAUUCCUUCCAACAUUACAGUCUUCGGGAAAUUAAUGGGAGGAGGUUUAUCUGUGAUUGGCUGCCGGGUUCUACCAUGGUCUCCUCGUCGGGGGAUGCACUGUGGCCGGACAAGAUAAAAGAUCUGUGUCAUUACUACCUGGACGCCGUAGGAGAACUGGAGUUAUACGAAAAGUGGCAGCAGUGGUGCAAGGAUCCCGACAACUUUCCAAAUUUGUCAAACGUUUUGUGCCGAAGUAUGCACGGCAUGUUACAUGACUGCAGAAGUAUGGAGGACCUGAACCCGUACGAGCCUCCGUACAAAACUUACAACGCCAAAGUGAAAUUCACUGCGAGCUACGAUAAAUGCAGUAAACGUGAAUGAACAUUUUUAUUCCAAAGAAACUUUCUUACUUUUCUAUUUUACAACAGAAAUAAUUCUAUUGAUACAUGU